Messenger RNA from Leguminivora glycinivorella, 1063 nucleotides. Its product is annotated as bifunctional peptidase and (3S)-lysyl hydroxylase JMJD7-like. The coding region runs from base 90 to 1025 and encodes 311 amino acids. NCBI's taxonomy places the organism in Eukaryota, Metazoa, Arthropoda, Insecta, Lepidoptera, Tortricidae. The record is from RefSeq and is a predicted model, not a curated record. The transcript is spliced from 6 exons. Gene Ontology annotation, molecular function: 2-oxoglutarate-dependent dioxygenase activity.
CUGUCAAUCUCCUGUCAAUUUUUUCAACGCAGUUUUUAGGUUAUGUUUACAUGUUAAAUAAAUAAAAGUUAUUAUGUAUAAAAGGCAAGAUGAGUAGUAUUAUUACUGAUGCUCUUAAUGUCCUGCACGAGGAAUCAUCAGAUUUAUAUUUGGGUGAGGGUCUCUCUGAAACACGGGCAUUAGAGCCACUAGAGUUCUUCAGGGAAUAUGUAUCAAAGAACAUACCAGUUAUCAUCAGAGGAGCCUGUGAUUCCUGGCCGGCUACAAAUAAGUGGAAUGCUGACUAUUUUAGAAAAACAAUACCAGAUAAAAAGGUGACGGUAGCAGUAACCCCCAAUGGUCUUGCAGAUGGCAUCACCGUCAAUGAUGUGGGGAAGGAAUAUUUUGUCAUGCCAUAUGAAGCGGAGAUGACAAUGACAGAGUUUUUAGAUUGCUUGGAGCAGAAAAGAGAAAACUACAUACCAUACAUACAGAAACAAAAUUCCAAUCUAACGGAAGAUUUCAAAGAGCUAUUAUGUGAUGUAAAACCAGAAAUACCAUUUGCCAGUGAGGCAUUCAAUAAGUCACCGGACGCUGUCAAUUUUUGGAUGGGAGACGACAGGGCUGUCACGUCAAUGCACAAAGACCCAUACGAGAAUAUCUACUGCGUGAUAGAUGGUUACAAAGAGUUCAUCCUCAUACCCCCUACGGACUUACCUCUAGUACCUUACCACCGUUACCCUAGAGCUGAGUUCAAGUAUAGUGAUCACUGGGAAAUAGAGCCGGUUAAAGAUGAUGAUGAAACUGGCCUGCCUUGGAUUUGUGUAGACCCUAAGCAGCCAAAUUACUCAAAAUACCCCCAAUUUAAGAAGGCCCACAAAUACAGGUUACGUCUAGACAAAGGCGACUGCCUAUACCUGCCCAGCCUAUGGUUCCACCACGUAACGCACAGCCAUGGGUGCAUAGCUGUCAACUAUUGGUACGACAUGGAUUUUGAUAUUAAAUAUUGUUAUUUUAAAAUGUUGGAGAAAAUGUGUAAGUUUUAGGUUUUUAUAAUUCUGUUAAUAAAUAUUUUUUGAGUUAC